Messenger RNA from Colletotrichum fioriniae, 1278 nucleotides. RefSeq lists its product as uncharacterized. Lineage: Eukaryota; Fungi; Ascomycota; Sordariomycetes; Glomerellales; Glomerellaceae. Gene Ontology annotation, molecular function: oxidoreductase activity. The record is from RefSeq and is a predicted model, not a curated record.
AUGGUCAAGAAGUACAACCUCACAAAUACUCCGUCCGACUUCGCCAACCUGACCGUCUUCAACGAGAGCGGCCAACUGCCCCUUGGUGUCAUGACGGAAAAGUCUGAGGAGCUGAGUAAGCUAUUCGAAAAGGCUACAGAAAAGUACCAGUACGAUGCCGGCCAAAUCAUUCUUCAGAAUCAGCAAGACCGCAGUGCUCGUUCCGGUCUCGCAAUUGCUGGCUGGAAGCCAGGCAGCGAUCCGCUGGCACAAGCUAUCGAAUGGUCUUCGAUGGACUUUGAAUAUGCCAAUCCACCGGAGAAGACGUCCCAGCAGUACUCUGCAGUCAAUACCAACACCUCGUUUCAACGCUGGGCAAACGUGAACAACCUUGUGCACGAUGCCCGAGGAUUCGCUACGUUCUUCAGGGAAGAAGCAGAUUUGUUUCUGAACAAGAAAACCCAGCUGAGGCUUGGGACUGUCGUCCAGAACAUCACCUACACUGUCGACAACGUCACAGUACAUAACGAAGACGGCAGCUGCAUCAUUGCCGACUAUGCCAUUUGUACAUUCUCACUGGGUGUCUUGCAGAAGGAAGUGGUCAACUUCACACCGGAGUUGCCCCUUUGGAAACGUACUGCCAUUCAGUCGAUGACCAUGGGCACCUAUACGAAGAUCUUCAUGCAAUUCAAGCCGGAAGACGUUUUCUGGGACAAGAGCACUCAAUUCUUCUUGUACGCCGACCCAGUUCAGCGAGGCUACUAUCCCUACUUUCAGUCACUUGAUCACAAAGACUUCGUGGACGGCUCCGGCAUCAUCUUCGUCACCGUCGUUGACCAGCAAUCUUACGCCGUAGAGGCGCAGGAAUUCAACACCACCAAGAGCCAAAUCAUGGAAGUCCUAAAGGAUAUGUUCCAACGGGAAAUUCCUGAUCCCAUCGACUUCUACCAUCACUGCUGGACUCGCGAGCCAUGGGCGUACGGGUCCUACUCGAACUGGCCCCCGGCCUUGACUUUGGAGAUGCAUCAAAACAUCCGCGCCAAUCUCGGAAACUUAUGGUUUGCUGGCGAGGCCACUCAUCCGCAAUACUUUGGGUUCCUGCAGGGUGCAUAUUACGAGGGAAAGAACGCGGGUGAAGCUGUUGCUGGAUGCAUCAAGAACAAGGAUGACUGUGCCAACCUGAGAUCAGUGGCGUACGAUGUAUUGAAUGGAACGACCAGUACCGACAAGUACACAAAGGUAAAUGGAUGGAGCACCAAGACGUUUGUAAAAGAACUUGGCAUAAACAUUAAGAGCUGA